AUGUCCAAACUGGAUGAUAUGGAAUCUUACCUGGAGCUGGCCUCCAAGGUUGAAAACACAAGGGCACAAAAAGAUGCCAACAAGACUAUGUUGCAGAAAGUAACAGAUGUUUUGCUUUUGAAAAAAAUGUUUGAGAAAAUCGAAGAUCGUCCAACGCCUUCUGAAGUUUACAACUGGAGAGUCUAUUACACUGCUUUCAUUGCUUCAGCCGCAGCUAUCAUUAUUGGUUACGACGGAGGCUUUAUCGGAGGAACUGUGGCCUUGGAUUCGUUCAGGGAAGAGUUUGGACUUGACAAAAUGAGCAAAAGUCACGCUGACUCUGUGAUUUCCAACGUUAUUUCGGUCUUCCACGCUGGCUGUUUUUUCGGUGCCUUGAUUUCUUAUCCCUUCUCUUUUUACUUGGGAAGAAGAAUCUCCUUGAUUAUCGCUGCUACUCUCAUCACAGUGGGAUCUGCCAUUAUGUUAGCAGCAUCGUCUAAAAACGGCUUGGGUCCUAUUUAUGCUGGUAGAGUGUUGGCCGGUCUUGCUGUUGGAUUUUCAACAAACUUGACGCCUGUCUACUUGAGUGAGAUCAGUCCGCCAGCCAUUAGAGGACGAAUUAUUGCAUUGUACGAAAUUGGAUGGAGAAUCGGUGACUUGGUCGGUUUCUGGAUCAACUACGGAAUCGACUCACACAUUGCAAAGUCAAAGACCCAGUGGUUUAUUCCUUUCGCUAUCCAGCUCAUUCCAAGUGGAAUGUUUUUGGCAGGCAGUGUGUUGAUGAGAGAGAGCCCCAGAUGGUUAUUCUCGGUUAACAGAGAUGAUAAGGCUCUCGACAACUUAACUUGGUUUAGAAACUUGCCUCUUGACGAUGAGUAUGUGAUCUUCGAGGUCAAUCAGGUGAAGGAAUCUAUCGACUACCAGCGCAAAAAGGUUGGUUUGGGUCUUAUGGACCCAUUCAAGGAAGUUUUCGGUGGUAAAGACCACAGAGUCCUCUACAGAAUGUGUCUUACAUGUGGAUUGUUCCUUUUCCAAAACUUCCUCGGAAUCCAGUCCAUUAACUACUAUUCGCCAAAGAUUUUUGCAAGUUUGGGAGUCAAAGGAACCAACGCAACUUUGUUCUCUACUGGUAUGUUUGGUGUAGUGAAAUUUGUCUGCACUUUCAUUUAUAUCAUGUUCAUUGUGGACUCAUUUGGAAGAAGAAAGGCAUUCAUGUGCUCCUCCAGUGUUUGUUCCCUCUGUUUCUGGUAUAUUGGCAGCUACCUCAAAGUGAACGACCCAACAAAACCAGGCGUUACAGCUGGCCCUGGAGGCACUGCAGCUAUUGUAAUGAUGUAUCUCUGGAUUGCUUCCUUUAUUUUGGCUUGGUCUGGUGGUCCUUUCGUUGUUGGUAGUGAGGUGUUUGAUCAGAACAUCAGAUCUUUUGUUCAGGCAAUCAAUGCUGCCGUCUCGUGGAUUCCUAUCUUUAUCAUGUCGAGAUACACUAGUAACAUGAUUGAAAAGAUGCACUACGGAAUCUACUUUUUCUUCGCGUCAUUGGCUGUUCUUUCUGUUCCUUUUGUAUACUUCUGCAUUCCUGAAACCAAGGGUAUUGCUUUGGAAGAUAUGGACAAAUUGUUUGAUCUCCCGGCAUGGAGAGCACAUGAUUCUGUUUUGCUGGGCGCUAGAAGAGAAGCCGAGCACGUAAUGCAUGACCAUAAACAUUUGUUCAAAAUGGACACAAACAAGUCGAACCAGAUAGAGCAGAUAGAAGACCCACUUUUGGUUUCGAAGGUGUGA
This is a messenger RNA of Sungouiella intermedia, 1758 nucleotides long. The record is from the annotation of a GenBank genome assembly. NCBI's taxonomy places the organism in Eukaryota, Fungi, Ascomycota, Pichiomycetes, Serinales, Metschnikowiaceae.